Prosopis cineraria is the source of this 1956-nucleotide messenger RNA. RefSeq names its product 7-deoxyloganetin glucosyltransferase-like. The record is from RefSeq and is a predicted model, not a curated record. The transcript has 2 exons. Gene Ontology annotation, molecular function: UDP-glycosyltransferase activity. The coding region runs from base 381 to 1850 and encodes 489 amino acids. Lineage: Eukaryota; Viridiplantae; Streptophyta; Magnoliopsida; Fabales; Fabaceae.
GUGAAGAACAAGAAUCCCAUCUCAAAUAUAUUUGCAUUUUGUCUUUAUAAAUGUGUGUGUGUGUGUGUGUGUGGAAAGCAAAGUUAAUCUUAAACUAAUCAAACAUUCUCCGUCAUCGAUACAAGUUUCGUACACUCAAACCCAUAAAGCAAAUAAUGUAUUCCAAAAUCUGAUCACAUGCCAUUCAUGCUCACCCAACCCCCAUUCCAACAUUUUGCUAAAUAUAAAACUUCACACGUGUUUACCUAUUUAAUCCACAAGGACCACAACUGACAUACCCACCCACCAUUCCACUAAUUUACCUAUUUAAUCCCCAACUAAAGCAUCACUCACACAAAACACCUGGCGAGUGAGAGAGAGAGAGACAUUUGAAAUAAAGUAUGGGUUCUAUUGCAGGAGGAGAAUCAAAACCUCAUGCUGUGAUGACUCCAUUUCCAUCUCAAGGACAUAUCAACUCAGGGUUGAAGCUGGCAAAACUACUUCAUCUUCGAGGUUUUUUCAUAACAUUCAUCAACACUGAGUUCAACCAUAAACGCUUGCUGAGAUCAAGAGGUGUCAAAAUGCUUCAAGGCCUCUCAGAUUUUCAAUUUGAAACCAUUCCAGAUGGUCUUCCUCUUGCUGCUGAUGACGAUGCCACUCAGGACAUACCCUCUCUAUGUGUCUCUACCAGAAAGAAUUGUCUCAUUCCCUUUCAAAACCUUCUUGGUAGACUCAGUGAUUCUGCCUCUCAUGGCCUUAUCCCUCCAAUCACUUGCUUGGUUUCUGAUGCUGUCAUGUUCUUCACCAUCGAUGCUGCUCAAGCACUUGGACUCCCUAUUGUUCUCCUCUGGCCUCCUAGUACUUAUUCAUGGUUGGGUUUUGCGCACUAUCAAAAUCUACUUGAUAGAGGGAUUGUACCACUGAAAGAUGAGAGCUAUCUAACAAAUGGGUACCUGGAGAUAGAAAUAGAUUGGAUUCCAGGUAUGAGAGAUAUCAAGCUAAAGGAUCUCCCUACCUUAUUGAGGACGACAAAUCCAAAUGAUCUCUUGUUUCAUUUUCUUAUUGAAAUGGCGAAUGAAGCUCAUAAAGCUUCUGCCAUUUGUUUCAAUACAUUUGAUGAGUUUGAAGGUGAGGCAGUGAAAGCUCUUUCAUCCAUUUAUUCUACUCCACUUUACACCAUAGGCCCUUUCACUGCAUUUUUAAGCCAAAUUGAACAAAACAACCAGUUGGAAUCUUUGAACUCUAGUCUUUGGAAAGAAGAGACUAAAUGCCUCGAUUGGCUAGAACUCAAGGAAUUAGGAUCUGUGGUUUAUGUGAAUUUUGGAAGUAUCACAAUUAUGUCUUCAGAACAAUUAUAUGAGUUUGCUUGGGGUUUAGCUGACAGCAAAAAACCAUUCCUAUGGAUCAUAAGGCCUGACCUUGUGAAUGAUGGCUCAGUAAUCGUAUCACCUAAGUUCCUAAAUGAGACUAAAGAUAGAGGUCUCAUGGCAAGUUGGUGUGAACAAGAGAAAGUGCUGAACCACCCUUCAAUUGGAGGGUUCUUGACACAUUGUGGUUGGAACUCCAUGACAGAAAGUGUGUGUGCAGGAGUUCCUAUGAUAUGUUGGCCUUUCUUUGCUGAUCAACAAACAAAUUGUAGGUAUGCAUGCAAAGAUUGGGGUAUUGGAGUAGAGAUUGAUAAUAAUGUCAAGAGAGAAGAUGUAGAGAAGCUUGUGAAUGAAUUGAUGGAAGGAGAGAAGGGGAAGAAGAUGAGGCAAAAGACUUUAGAGUGGAGGAAAAUUGCGGAGGAGGACACAAGACCUGGUGGUUCUUCCUACAUCAAUUUGGAAAAGAUGAUUAAAGAUGUGAUGAUGAUCAAAACCAAAAACUAAGGAAAUACCUUGAAAUUAAAGUUUAACUUUCUAUUCAUGUUGGUGAUUGAUGAGAACUUGUUUUCAGAUGUUUAAAUGUAAUAAAAAUAAAAUAUGUUUCAAAAUU